Messenger RNA from Quercus lobata, 1572 nucleotides. Its product is annotated as protein FAR1-RELATED SEQUENCE 5-like. The coding region runs from base 1 to 1572 and encodes 523 amino acids. NCBI's taxonomy places the organism in Eukaryota, Viridiplantae, Streptophyta, Magnoliopsida, Fagales, Fagaceae. The record is from RefSeq and is a predicted model, not a curated record. The transcript is spliced from 3 exons.
AUGUCUAUAAUUAAUGAUGAACAAAUAUGCCUUAAAGGUGAUAAAGAAAAUGAAGAUAUUUAUGCUAAUAUUAUGCAGAAUUCUGGUUGUCAAGGGAAAAUAUCUGUUUGGAAAAUGGAGUUUGACUCAGAAGAGCAUGCUUACCAACGGUAUAAUGAAUAUGCUAAAGAAGUUGGAUUUAGCAUUCGAAAGCAAUGGAAAAAUGAGGAUAGAUUUAGUGGAGUAAUAUCAAGUAGAAGAUUUGUCUUUAAUGGAAAAUAUCGGGUCAUUGAUUUUGAAUCAAAUCACAAUCAUGAGUUAGUGGAUAAGUCAUGUGUACACAUGUUACCUUCUCAAAGAAUUAUUACUGAUGUUCAAGCUAUUGAAAUUAAGUUGGCAGAUAAUUCAGGUAUACCACCUAAACUGGCACAUGAAUUGAUGAGUCGUCAAGUUGGUGGUAGAGAAAAUCUUGGUUUUGCUAAGCAAGAUCAUAAGAAUUAUUUGAGGACUAAGAGGAAAAGAGAUUUGCAGCAAGGUGAAGUCGGGGGUCUUUUGAAUUAUUUUCUUAGUCAAGUAUCAGAAAAUCCAUCAUUCUUUUUUCGAGUUCAAUUGGAUGUUGAAGACCAGAUCACUAACAUAUUUAGGGCUGACGCUAAAAUGAUUUUCGACUAUGGUAUAUAUGGUGAUGUGGUAUUCUUUGACACAACUUACCAGACCAUUAAAGAGUGUCGACCUUUUGGAGCAUUUGUUGGAGUAAAUCAUCAUUAUCAGCUAGUCGUAUUUGGGGCCUCUUUGUUAUAUGAUGAAACUAGUCAGUCAUUUGAAUGGCUAUUUCAUACAUUUUUUGAGUGUAUGUCCGGUAAAAAGCCAAAGACAAUAUUUACUGAUCAAGAUCCUGCAAUGGCAAAGGCAAUAUCUUUAGUGAUGCUAGAGACUUAUCAUAGAUUGUGCUUAUGGCAUAUUUAUCAAAAUGCUCUUAAAAAUCUUAAUCAUCUAUUUAAGAGCCAAAAAACCUUCAAUGCUGAUUUUAGAAGUUGCAUAUAUGAUGGUGAGUAUGAAGAGGAGUUCAUUAGUGCUUGGGAGAAUAUGUUGGAAAAAUAUGAUCUUCAAGAAAAUGAAUGGUUGCAAGAUCUAUUUAAAGUGCAAAAAAAGUGGGCUAUGGUGUAUGGGAGAAAUACCUUUUCUGCAGGUAAGAAAAGUACACAGCUUAGUGAGAGUUUCAACUCUCUUUUAAAAGAUUAUUUGAAGUCUGAUUUGGACAUAGUACAAUUUUUCAAACAUUUUCAAAGGGCUGUUGAUGAUGUCCGUUAUAAUGAAGUUUGUGCAAACUAUGACAUGAGCCAAAAAAUUCCCACUUUGAAGGUUAAUGUUCCUUUGUUGAGACAUGCCAGAGAUAUCUACACAGGAGCUGUUUUUACUAUGUUCCAAGAUGAGUUCGAAAACCAUAUUUUGAAAGUACUCAAUGAGAUGAAGAUUAAGUUGAUGAUCCCUGAACAAUUCAUAUUGAAGAGAUGGACCAAGAAUGCAAGGGUUGGAACUGUUUUGGAUAUUCAUGAGUGUGAGGUACAAAGUGACCUUAAGCUAGAAAUGUGA